Molecule: messenger RNA, 27599 nt
Organism: Xyrichtys novacula (pearly razorfish)
Lineage: Eukaryota; Metazoa; Chordata; Actinopteri; Labriformes; Labridae
Source: the annotation of a GenBank genome assembly
CAAGGACAAGAUAAGCAAAGACUUAUUUUCUAAAAGGGGUGCUAAAAUUUACACGUGAAAAGCUCCUCAAAGGAAUUUUAAGAAUAGCAAUAUCAUUUAGCAUUAUUUUCAAGCAUAAAUAACCUAUUUGUAAAAACAAAUGUAGCAAAUUGGUUCAAGAAAAGAAGUUCAUGUCAAACAUUUCCCCAUGAAAUGAAAACAGUUAAAGUGAUUCACACUCAACCAGUCAUUCAACACCUGUACAGUUUUCACUCAGUUGUUUUCGAUAGAGCAGGCUGGCACACACUGUGUUUUUUUCUCCUCCUGAUGUUUAUACCGCUGCUGUGUUUCCCGUGAUGUGUCAGCCAGGUGUGUCGUGUUGGAUUGUGACAGGUCUCAUGGUUAUCGGGGACAAGCUGUGACGGACGCACUUUGUCUCUCUUGGCUGGGGGGGUGGGGGGAUAUCUAAGCAGGCUAUGUGCAGCUGUGUGCGUCACGUGGCGUGGAGGCCAUUGCCUUGACGAGGUCCGUGACGCUGAGAAAUGCUAACAUCAUCAGGCAGCCUGUCACAUAAAUCCCACAUCCUGUCCAGCCUCCCAAAGUUUGAUAGCUGCUGGUCUCGGCCCUGACUUCUCAACGGUCUACUUUAGGAGCUCACCUUACCUUCACCUUCAGCCGUGACGCGUGCAGCAACGCUCUGAUUGAGUUAAUUGAAUUGGUGAGCAAAGGUCUGGCAUUUGGGGAGGAGGGAGGAGGGGGAGGAGAGGAAGCGACGUUAGCGCUCCAGCGGGGAUGGAGAUGAUGAAUUUGCCUCUGGGGUGAAGGCUUGAUUCAGUAGAGCAUAUGAGCCGUUUUCAGUGGGUUUCAUCAGCAGAGGCCGGCCUCAUGUUGUUUGGGUUGAGCAGAGGCCGCGUGAGGCCGGCCGAGACAUUUACCAAUACACAUGGUCUUAUGUAAGGACUGCCCUUGCUGUAUGGGAGAGGAAACCUGUCUUAAAUCCUGGAGGAGAGACAUUCUCUGGACAUGAAUUUAAAAUGACCCAAAACCCAAAUUAAAGACAGACAGUUUUUCUCUCUUUGUCAAAGUUGGAGACCUCAGCGCUGGUAUUCUGGGCUGGACCUCUGCCAUUUGAUCACAUGUCUUUACACAACAUUAAUGAGUUUGAAACUUAAAACUUGGAACCUCUUUGAGGUUGGAAUCAGUGCAUGUCUACUGUUAUGUUGCAUCAGCUCUUAUUUUAACAUUUACAAUUGAGAACAGAGGAGACAGGUUUAUGGAGUUUAAAGGAGGAGUACUGUCCCAUUUUAUUUCAGCCACCCAACAGUUUAGGUUCUCCUUUGUCACACCUUUUGUGACUUGAUGCAGCAAAUAUUUUUAUGGAUAAGUUUUUCAUGGCUUCAGACUGGCCAGUUAUGCAUCCAGAUUCUUCUACUAUAGAGCCAUGCUGUUGUCACACAUGUAAAAUAUAGUUCUGUGUCUUCUUGCUGUAUUAUGUAAGGCCUCUCUUGAAAAAAGCAUCUAGAUAGAAGAACAUUUUGCUCCAAAACCUGUUUAUAUACAGCAUUAUUAAAGCCUUCCCAGGUGUAAGCCACCCAUGCCAUUUACACUGAUGCAUCCCCAACCAUCAGAGAUACUGGCUUUUGAACUGUGUGCAAAAUUAAGCCAGGUGGUCCUCUUCUCCUUGGAGUGAAGAAAGAGAGAUAGAGAGAUACUCUAUUGACAGACUCAAGGUCCAUAAACAAAACAAUAAAUACAAGUACAAACAGAAACAAACACAACACUUGAUUAAAAAAAAGAGACACAUUAUGAAACACAUCUAUACCAGUGUCUCCACCAGGGAGAGUGGUAUCGAGUGUAUAGAGUUCUGAGAAUCUGUCAAUCUGUGCAUGAAUUUAUACAUCAGGUUUCUUGAGAUCACAUUAAAAGAGUAAAUCCCAGCAUUACAAAAAAGAACACAGCAGCCGUGAUUUCUAUUGAAUAAGCAAAUCAAACACUGAUUUUUCAGACUACUGAAAAACCACACAGCCAUGCAGUUAUGUCUGUUUUUUCUUUUUCAAAUGUUUUUUGAAAAUUUACAGCAAGAUACAAUACUCUGUAAUUGCUGAGGUACCUCAUUCAUGUGAAAUGGUGACGUAAACAUGGACCUUUAAUCAGUGUUCAUGAAUGUGUGUCGGAAGAACAUUUAACAAACCAUUUGAACAUUUUUGCUCCAGUCAGCCAGAGACGUUAUUCUAUAUUAUCAUUGCAGCCUAACAUUGCCAAUGUAGUAGAAGUGGCAGGUAACAUAGGAGCUGUUCAGCUCUCAGACACUAAUGUCUUUAGGGGCACGAUGAAAGUUAAUAUCAUAUUUAUCUUUCUUACGAGCAUUGCUAUCCGCUAACACACACGCUUGUUCUGCAGUUGUCCUCUCUAUUUCUAUGAGCCUGGCUUGCAUAGGGGGCUCCAGGGGCAGGGCUUGGAUUGGUUGCAUAGGAAAUCUCAUUGUAUCUGAACCUGCCGUUUGGGUCUGCCAGAGAUUCACAAAAAUUUGAAUGCAAAAAUAUUCAGAAAUGCAUUUUCACACUCACUUUUCUGAUGAUUUGUCCUGUAGCAUCAGAAAAAUGCCAUAUGGACAAGUAGACAACAAGAAAAACAUGAUUUUCAUCGUGGGUCUUCAGUGUUUUUAACGAGACAAUGCUCACUUGAUUGACAUUUUCAAGAAACAAUAAAUGUUCACGAUCAUUAGAACAGGCAGCUUCACGCCUCUUUUUGCUUCUUAUGUUGUCGGGGGUAAUGAACUAAUAUCUCUUUGGAGGGACAUUUCAUGCAUGUCUGGUGUUUGUUUUGAUGCCUCUGACAAAUGUCCUUUGUGAGCAACACUGCGCCGAUGAAAAUGAUGCCAGUAUGUUUGUUAGUCAGUCUGUAACCUGUCCUGUGUCUGUUGUUUAUAUAUACAGUCAUCCCAGAACCUGAGCAGACAGAGGAACAGAGGAAGUGACAGGAUGAGGACGCCCACCCCCAAUCCAGUGCACGUGCACAGACACACACAGACAGACAGACACACUGACUCAUACUGCCUCCUCACAUGGGGAACAACAUCCUCUCACUAGAUCACUGUGUGUAUUAGAUUUGGUGUUUGCAUAUAUGAGGCCUCAAAGGAUAACUGGGAUUCGGGAGCAGUGAUGUGUGAGGGCCGAGAUCAGAGGAGGUCAUCAGCCACGCUGAGCUUAGAGGAGUUUGUCCCGAGCUGCAGCUCUACGAGGGAGCGCAUGUGUGUAAUUGAGAGAGGUACAGCUAGAGAGGAGGGGGGGAGGAGGAUGCUCUUCAUUCCAGCAUAUGCCAGGAUGUUAAGGUUUUAUGGCGGAGACAACAGAGGAAGCAAGAAAAAAAAACUCUGAGCAGGUUUUUUUGAUUAAAUGCAGGUAAUGAUGGUUGGAGAGGAGAGAUGGGUGUUUAAUCUGCUUUGUAGUAUGAAAAUGCACGUGCUUCACACCUUAACGAGCCAGCGUUUUCGCACAGAAUUUGCACGCUACUGUUAAUAAGCUCAUAAAGCACCAUUUGCAUGAGCGUAAACAAAUCAGACGGCUAUUUAUAGCGCAUAAGAGCACAUGAGAAUGCCCCCCUUCCAAUCUGUUCCGCCUCCAUAGGGCUUUAUGUUUGCAGAGAUUCAGCUGUUCUCAGAUUGGUUAUGUCUGCUGGGACUGUGCAAACAUCAGUGCUCACAACCGUUCCCUGAAUGGACAGACAGAGGGGCUGCACACAAAGGCUAACAAACACACACACGCUCACACACACACAUGGUCAGUGAUGAAAUUUCAUUGGGAGUGGGGUCAGUGUGGCAGACAGAGAAGGCUGCAGGGACCACGGGCAGCAUGUCGUUGCUAUAAGGGUCUCAAUAUCCAGCAAAUUGCUCUAAUUCCGGAGGAGCAUGAUCUCUUUUCAGCCUUCUCCUCUUCUCUUUGCUCUUAAUCCUAGAAACUCACCCAUUUCAGGGAGCUUGGCAGGGUAAAACCAGGCCAAAGAGCAGGUUUUAUGAGGUCAGGCUGUGGGACUUGGAGCUCAUAGUAUAAACACACCAAGACUGUGUUUAUUUGAAUAUGAAUAUGAGCUGAGCGCUCCUGUGACUCAAACACAUGUGAUCCUGAGCUGAGAAACGUCAUCUUUUCAGUGCCUACGCAGCCAUGCAUGACGUGUGAGUGUUUAUGAGGGUGUGUGUGUGUGUGUGUGUGUUUCUGUGUGUUUGUAGGAAAGAGAGAGAGUCAGGAGUGAGGAGCGUGUCACAGACUCGGGGUCAUAACUUCUGUUAUAACUUCUCAUUGUGCUGCUGGGGGAGGGGGAGUUACGUAACGAAGAGGAAAGGAUGCAUGUAGCUGGCAUGGCUGCACAUGUGUGGAAAUCUGUUUGUGUAUGUAUGUAUGUAUGUGUGUGUGUGUGUGUGUUAUUGGAGCAGAUGAAGCUAGAGUAUCCUUUGAAGACACACGCCCAUCCUUAUUGAUGCAGUUAACUACAUCAAUUAGGGAUGUUUUUUGAGAGGGGUUUUUUGUGUGUGUGUGUGUGUGUGUGUGUGUCUGUUUCUCACUGUCUUUUUUUUUUUGUCCGUGCGUGAGAAAGAAAUCGGGCUGUAACUAUUCAACACACAGGAAACAGAUGGAGUAUGAGGCUUUAGGCAAACCUCAGGGUUAUGACAAGAUGACAACGUAUGACGGAGAUUCAACGGUCUGCAUGAUAGCAUGCAAGAUACAUCACAAAGUGUGGAAUUGGACCAUUAAAAACUCAAAGAACUGACAGCGCUGCAUUUCAUGGAUUAAGUGAAAUAGUUAGAAACAAAAAAGCCAUAAAGAGAAAUUUUAAAAAAGACAAGAUUUUAUAUGCAGUUUAAGAUAGAAGUCAAAAAUUGUUCAAAUAUCUGUGCCCAAACUGCUGAGGCAUAUUUAAGGAUAAUGCAUGGUGAACAGGAGGUUAUGUAAUCUCCACAGGGUGAGACCAGAUCCUGGCCGCAGACCACAGUUAUAAACAAAUUGAUGCUUUAUUCAAAGAUGAUUUUAUUGAUUCAAAACAAUAUCUGUAUGGAUUAACAAAAAAGUCUUCUCAAACCCAUAGUUGGUCGUAUAACCGCACAAACAUACAUCCUCGUUUCACAUAUAAGCCGCUAACAUAAUUACCAUUUAAUUGAUCAUUUCCUGUGACAGGUACAUGAGGAAAGGUGGACAAGACCUCUGCAGUUAUUUCCAGCCUGCUUAUUUGUCAUUAUUUACAUCAAACUGAAAUCUUCUAGUGAUGGGUUCGUGAACAGGUCUACUGCAACAAUGUAAAUAUUGACUUGGGUCCCUAUUCAGCUCAGGUCUGCAGCUUCUCAGGGCUUUGCAGUUGACACACCUCUAAAAAUAAAGGAGGUAAAAGUCAAAACUCUAAUAAUACAAUAUUGCUAUCAUCACAACUGCUCAGGGUUUGAGUUGCUUCGUAGGGAUCAGUAACAUCAACACUCACCUCCCAGCUGCCCUUUUCCGGUUGUGUCUGGAUGUGUUUCUGUGUAUUUGUAUGUAUUUCUGUGAAAAACAUUGUCAGAGGGUUUUAACCAAUCAGAAUCAAGUAUUUAAUAAAUAUUCUCAGCUGAACAGAGCCAGUAUUUACACGGUUGGUGAUUAAAGUUAUAGUCGAGUAAUAGUUUCACAGAUCCCCAAAAUGAAUGACUCAGCAAUGUUAGUAGAGCAGUGAUAACUGACCUGAAGUUUGCUCAUUUCAGACUCACGUUCAGACUGCAGGCAAAUUCGGCCACAGUGACAUUUUAGGGCUGCCAUUCUUGCCUCCAGUGAUGAACUUUGUCUGUUUCAGCCUGGUAUUUUGUGGAUGAUAGGGUGGUUCUGGAGAGCAUGGUGUUAGUGGGCAGCAAGUUAAACCUUAAAUCAGUUUGUGAUCAGCCAGUUCAUAUGGCCUAGGCAUCAGGGUAAUACAUUUUGGAUCAAUACUGCUUCCCUUAUCCUCCUGUCUUGUUGUAUUUUUGUGUAACUGCUUAUCAUAAUUGCAUUUGUUGGCCUUAAAUGGAUUUCUACUACUCUCCUGGCUAAGUGAGGGUGUUUUAUUUUGAGUGCUGUAUUAUUAUCUCAUCUGUCUGUUGCAUUAGAUGACUUUAAGUGUAGUGAAUUUGCUCCAUUUGGCAGAACAAAAGAAAACUUUGCUUGCUGCAUUGGAAGCCAUUUUUACUCAUUACAGUUCUCUUUAUUUCCUGCUCCACAUACUUCAAAACAUGAGUUUCAGGAGAAUUUGACUUUUGUGAAGUGUAAUGAGACACUUAUUUAAACAAAUAAACUCAGACGGAUUUGAUAUUUUUUUUGCUGUGCACAGAGCAGACUAGUAGAUUAGGACAAGACAGUCUGUUACAGGUAAAGGUUCUGCUUUCCCUGCAGGGGUUUAGAAAUAUCUAAUAUUAUCUACAGUAGUUUAUGUGUAACCAGGCUUUUUGAAGUCAAAGGAGAAAACAGUUGUGGUAUUUAUUUAUUUAUUUAUUUUUUAGUAAAGUGAUAUUGCCUCAUCUUUAAAAAUCAUGCUGGUCAGAGGAAACAUACCACACAGGCAUGGAAGAAAAAGUGUUUCACAAUCUGAUGUGGUCAGUUUGUUUGCAGACAUAUAACAGUAGUAAAAUGCAGCUUUGAAAAACCCAUUCGACGAAAUUAAGGUGUUAAAAAUGACAGUAGAAGACACUCCUCUGUUCUUUGGACUUCAGAAAAUCUUCUUAAAACCAAAUAUAAAGCAGAGUUACAUUGACAGUAUUUGCAGUUGAGGACCAAACCCUCCAUAUUUAAAUGCAUUGGAUUAUUCUGAGAGUAUUUUAAAGUCCAAAUGUCACUAAACAAUUUGUCUUUCUAACCCUUUUGGAAUGAAAAACCAUCAUCAAUCUGUGUCCGGCUGCUGCCCCCUCUGCACUGACCUUCACCUCUUCUCCAGCCAUUUUUCUCCAUCAUCAUCUCACUCCUCCUUCAUCCCAGCCUGUAUCAUCUCACCCUCCUCUCCCUCCUUCAUUCACCCUCACCCUGCCGAAUGUUUGCAUCUAUUCAUGAAAGAGAAUUUUCCGGUUUUCUCAUUCCAUUUAAGCUCAGCCGGCGCUAACCCAUUGUGCUCUGAUGUUCCUCUUAGGCUAGAGGUCUAAAUCAGGCUGGGAAGACAGGAGGGAGGGAGGGAUGGAGGGAGGAAUGGUAAGGAUUUGAGGAGGGAAGGGAUGGAAGCAGAGGGGGAGGGAGGAUAAGAAGGAAGGGUUAGAGGAGGGUUAGGCAGGGAGUCGAGGAAAUGUGUGAGAGCAGUGUAGGAGAGGUGUAAAAUAAGUAUAUAGGGAAGAGAAAGCUAAAUAAGCAGAGGCAUUAGUGUGCCUGAGUGGGCUCUGCAGCCUCCUGUAUGGACGCUCAUUAUCUGAAUACAUAUGUGACUCUGACCUUCCAUUCUGGCAUUUUCUGUCUAUCUAUCGCGCCGCUAUUUACUCUCCCUUGUAGAAGUUUGUGUUACAAUUUAUUUUCAAUCCCCAAAUUGUUAUUUUUCCACCGCAGCUUCAAUUUAUUUUAAAUAUUUAAUCAAAUGUAGAUCUAAAUUCAUCCUUUUUAUCAUCUUGAAGUUCAUGGUAUCACAGACUGUCUUACUGUGCAGCAACUUUACCCACUCUGUAGUCUGUAGGUAUAAAGCAUUGGAAUAAAGCUGCGAUGCAUACAAGGUUUAAACCGACAAGAGCUACUUACACUAAUACAACUCCAUGCACAGAAGUAGAGCGUGCUUAAAUUGAUAACGUGCAACCAUGAAGAUACAAGUUUAUGUGACGGUAGAUGGCUACUUUUAAGUGCUUUUAUUUGGGGGGAGGGGGGCUUUUAAUGGGAAGUGCAGAGCAGGAAAAUGGGGUGAGAGAGUAGGGGGUGACAUACAGGAAAGACCUUACAACCUUAGAGGUGCCUCCUUUAGUUAUGAUCACUUUUUUUUACAAAAAGUAUAGUUCUCAGUGCGCAGUGCAUGGAUCCAACAAAGCAUGAAUAAAAAAAAAUGACUGGAGAAGUUAAGCAGUUCUAAGGCAUCCCUAUAUAGCUGUCUUGGACACUCCUCAGCUGCCAUUAGACCAGUUAUCACAGCAAGCCAACAGGUGUUUCAGCAAGCAGGCAAGCAAAGUGGAUCUGGUAUACCAGUAACUGAUUCUACCCGAGAAAAAAAAGCUCCAUCGAGGAAAAAAGCAUAUUUCUGGUGAUAGACCUUGUAAAAAUAAUUGAGAUUGAAUAAUGGAGGUAGAGUACUGACGGGUCUCAAGAUGGAUGCAGAGCUGGCUAAUUUUCUUCUGAUCAGAUAAGAGGAAAAGCAACAGGAAGCAAACAAUAUCUCAUUUCUCAUUUAACAUGGCUCCUAAAGAGAUGGGCUGCAUAUGAAGGCUGUGUGUUACACUGAUUGACUCAGAUGUGCUGAGGUAGUCAGACUGGCUAAGGAUCCAACCAGAAACAUAUUACAAUUGACCGUUUGUUUUUAUAGACCUUUUAUACUCUGAUUGGCUGUAUAAUAGAUAGUUUGUCUCACAAUUUUAGAAAGUAGUAAAAGAUAUUGCAGUUUUGGCUGACUUUUGUGGGUCUGAAUAUGAGGAAUAAGGGAGUAUUUUGGCUGCGCAGUAUUUCUUGUUUAAUAUCUCUACUAAUGUAUUGCUAGGCAACUACCCAAGUACAAAUGACAAAAUUUUAACGGCCAGCCGAUCAGCUGGCAAUCAUGCUCUUAGAUUCUGCAGCAACUGUACAGAGAGGCAGCAGCUGAGUGCAGGUAUAUGGCGUCAAUGAAAUACGCUGAAGUCUGCUGGGGAGGCAGUUUCAAACACAAAGAUGCAAGACAUCUGAACAAACUAGUGAAAAAGGCUGGCUCUGUGGUUGGAUUCAAGUUGGACUCACUGGAGGAUGUGGUGGAGAGAUCUACACUGAGGAAGGUGGAGGCUAUUCUUAAGAACAUGGAUCACCCACUUCACAACACCUUGAUGGGCCAAAGGGCCAACAGUGGUGGACCGCUCCUCUCACUUCACUGCAGGACAGAAAGAUUCAGAUGAUCUUUUUGUACCAACAGCCAUCAGACUGUUUAAUUCUUCUGUUAAUAGUAGAUGACUUGAGACAUUAGACUUCAGACAAUUGAAUCUCCCGUCAGGGAUCAACAAAGUUCUGCUAAUCUUAUUUUAUCUUACUGUGUAAUGUCACUAACAAGCGCAGGACCUGCGCCAAUCUGACCAGCUGAGCACAUCUGGUACUCACCAAGCAGCAACCUCUGAUCUUGAGAAAUGAAGCCGAUGCAGAGGUGCUAAAACCUGCAGUUCUCUGAAUGCUCAGGGCCCCUCGACACCCACAGUACAGGGAGGGAAUUUUUUUUAACACAUUUAUUUUGAAGUUAAUGAUGAUACUAGAUCAGCAAAUCAGAGGCAUGGCUGACUUUACUGAAAGAUAGGCACAAGAGACAUUGGCAAGCAGGCUAAAGGCCCACCUCCUACUCUGUUCAGUUAAGACAGCAUUACCACUAUGGUGACCUAUUGGCUUCAAAUCUCCACUUCGGAAACAGGUGAGUGAUUACAUCACCGAUACUACGUCCGGUACAACAGUUGGCUUGGCAUUCCAACACAAGCUAAAAGCUAAUCGUAAGUUAACCACAUGUUGCUUGGUUAGCUUGGUAGCUGAUGUGUUUUAAUUCCUGACUUGCAGUAGGUGUGCCUUUUCUUAAAGUGGGAAACUCAUCUCUAUGUUGCUGUAAUGUUUAACCUCUGCUUCACUUUAAUUCAAGGAGAAUGGAGGAAAUCUGGCAAAAUAAGACAUUGACAGUGAUCUGAUCGAAGAAACAGAGAGGAUUCUGUGUUGUCUGACUUGAUGCUGAGAACCAAAAUAGCAUUCAGGUUUCUCACUCUGAACAUGAGGUCUGACUCAUGUAAACAUGGAGCUCUUCCUGCUGUCUGGAUACAAGGACAGUCUGGAUACAAGGACAGCUUUCAUCUUGUUGGUAAGUCUGUCUCCUCUUGAUGAAACGUCUUAAGUCUUAUCUGUAGAGUCUCAGUGCAGCAACUUUCAGGUACAGCAGUACAUCAUUGUAAUUAUCAACAUCAAAAAGAGGAUCAUUGUGAUUUAAAAAAAAAAAAAAAUUUAAACAAAGCAUCUUUGUGUGAGCAUAAGAACGACAGACUCAAAUUGUCGUGUUGUGUUCCAGUUCUCCUAGCAGUCUAAUCGAUCUCUGAAAUGGAUUGUGCUCCUGAAUUUUGAUUUGCAGUCCGAGACCUUUCUCUCUCUCUUUUUUUUUUUUUUAGAAGAAGCUGUUCUGAAAUGUUUUUCACCCUUAUGGACCCUUUCUCUGCUAACACUCAAUUUCACAACCCAUUUCAGUCAAUUCUCUGAACAAUUUUGUUUCAUCAUUCUCACUUUUGAUCUGCGUAUUUUCCCGCUGUGAAUUCUGUCACUGACUGUGUCCCUGAGCUCCUUCUCGUCACACUUUCAACAGUCCCACUGUGCAAUUUAAAUCCCAACAUGGGUUCCUUUUUUAGUGACCACUUUCCCAUGAAAUGUAUUUUUCUGUGCUGAAAGACUCAAUUAGAUUUCACUGUCACUAGAUGAUGAAUCUGAAAAAACACAUGUACCCACUUCAAAUGUUAAAACUCUUUCUAAAUGUGUGUCUUACUGGCACUAGAUUGUUGAGGUCUCAUAUAAAUAAGUGGAUAGUAAAAAAGGCUGUAUGGACUUUGACAUCAGAGUUGGGAGAAAGAGGCUACCCGAAUGUGCCAAUCAAGAUCUACACAGAGUAACUUCAGCUGUAUGAAACUCCUAAAACUUCCAGCGAUCUUCAGUUUGAGCUGCAUAUUUUGAACUCAGGUUGCCCUCAUUCUCACCCUGACUUCAUAUACAUUUUUUUGUUGCAAGCUUCCAACACAAUUUUUAAGUAGAGCCGAGAAUGUGGCUGUUAUUCCUCUGGGAAAUGUACGUGACUUUGGGGAUAUCAGAGGAGCAACAGAUGAAUGAAUAAAAGUAUCUAAGAUCGAAGGGGACGAAUCCUUUUCGUUACAAAGACAGCAAAGAUGUCUGUACAUACUUCUGUUUGCACAUAACAUUAAUACAAAUGCAAAAACUGCAAUAUAGUGUUGGUCUCUGUUGCUUUGCUCACUAUUAUGUUGGAAGUAUUACACUGUGGCUUCAACAGCAUGCUUCUGAUGUCAUGUCCUGCUUCCUGAGACUUCCCGCCCACCACCCUCCUGGUCUGACAGCCGAAACUUUGUCUUGUGAGGGACAUGUGUGAACACACGACUUUGGAAGAUUUGCAGAGUAGCUGCAUGAUACAGACUCUAGAAUUUACCAAAUGGCCCCUUCAACACACACAGGUUCUGUUUAUCAAAGUCUCAGGUUGGGUUUUUGCAAUAUAUCAGGUUGACUGUCUUUUAUAAAAAUUAAAAUAAAUUAUCUUGAUAUCAUGCGAAGAACAGGCUUUCAGUAAUUCUGUUGCUCAGGGCUGGGCAAUAUGGGAAAAAGUUUAUCACGAUAUUUUUUUCAUAUCAGUCGAUAUCAAUUUAUAUCACGAUAAAAAAAAUGAAAUCUAACAGUGCUUAUUAGUAGCAUGUCUUUUGCAAUACCAUAAGCUACUGCAUCUGUGAGGUCUUUGUGUCUCUUCCAUGUUUUAUCGUAAGACGUUGCCAUAGAGAAAACAGACUGAAUGGUCGGCUGUUUCUGCUUCACAGGCACAAUAGGCUCCUUGCUUCGCUCAGGGUUUCUAACCUUUUGGGUUGUGUGUGCUCUGCAGUGUGGCGCUGCUUCAGGUGGUGAAAAAGAUUUGAGGUAUUCCCCGACUUUGUGGGAACACGUACUCUACAUAAUUUGCAGUGCAUAUACUGUGCUUCAUGUCUGACCUAAAAAACCAAAAUACCUCCACAUCACUGACAUUUUCGUGCCAGUGUUGUCAUGAUGUCAUCAUCUGUUGAGCCUUCAUCUGCAUUUCUGCCGGGGAUAGCACUCAUUUCCUUUUCUUCUCACCAACAGUGCUGUCGGCUUCACGUGUUAAAGUGCUAUGGUUGUGUGUAGCUGCAGCCUGCUACUACACAGUUGUUUGCUUCUUGGUUCUAAUUCAGCACAAAGCCGACCCGGAGCAACUCCCCCUUUCAUUGGCUAUUCGUAUAGUCUACCAAAACAUGGCAGAAUGCCGACUAUCAAAAAGGAUAUUGACCAUGUUUUAUAUUGAUACUGAGGGAAAUUAAUUCUCAGUAUACAUCAUUAUCGUUUUAUCGCUCAGCCCUACUGUCACUUUAUACAAGUGACCCUUGUUACUGGUAACUACACUCUAAAACCCCCUCAACACCAGGGUUGAAAAGGGACUGACUACUUAUUGGGUUAUUUUGACCCAGAUUUUUGGGUUAUUCAAAUCAACUGAAACUUUGAGUUGACUCAAUAACCCUUUUUAGGGUCAAGUUAACCCAAUGUUUGAGUUAAUUUGAGCAUGUGACGCAGAUCUUGUUAACCUGAGCGACGUUUGAGCCGGUUUAGCUUUCAGUGGUAAUGCUCUCAUGUUUAUGAGUUAGGACAUAGCGCUUAAGGGUCUUGCCUAAGGACCCAAACUGGUAGAUACAGUUCCCUCCUUAAUAAAAAAAAAAAAAAAAACUCAAAUUGGGUUACAAUCCAUAUGACCCAAGAAAUGGGUAUGGAUCUGAAAAAUAACCCAGAAAUUAAACUCAACACGUAUAACCCAGGAAUUGGGUUGAAGAAAUAGCCCAAGGGUUUUUAGAGUGCACAUAUCAUAAAAUGAAGGACAGAUGAAGAGGAAGUAGCAGAGUGCUAGCAACUAGCUGAAGCUCAAUACAAUUUUCUUUCCAAAGGGCAAUAGUGAAUCAUAAAUUUGAAUAACAUUAGACACAGAUGACGACAUGAAAAGUCAUGACGUUAGUAAAGCUUGUGAUGUUAUCUGUCUCUCCACCCUUGUUUUGCAUUUCCUCAAACUGUCUCUUGGUAUGUUUUCAAGUUGUCAAAAACAAUAUUGUCAAAGCGAUGCUGUGUGGCCACAAUAACUGUGAAAAAUCGGAAAAUCCGACAUUGUGACAGCCCUAAUCUCAGGUGUUGAUAACAAUGAUUGUACCUUUUCCGCCACCCUUGUGUGGAUAUAGACGAGCACUGAGGGCCCACACCCCAGCUGGGUUGUUGAGUAGGCACUGGCCUUAACUGGUGUUUCAUAGGAUCUCGAGACUUCAGUGGUUGGGACUGGUAUUUUAAACUGCUCCUCUCUGUGCCAUAAACCACAUGUAGAACAAUUUAACCCUCUUGAACAUUUUUUUAAAAGGCCUGUUAGAGCCCAAUACCCACUCAUAGAAACCCACUCAUAUUUAUACUCAUAUCUGAACAUUAUCUAAACCGCCAAUAUUUCUAGGUAAAAAUGUUAAAAUAAAUGGCAACAUAUGGCUACAUAAGAAAAUGAAAUCCAGUUUCAUGCAAUUUUAUAACCAAAAGAUUUUAACUCCUAGAGUGAUCGAAUCAGUUAUUCUGACCAUCUAUGCAUUAUUCUUUAACAUGAUCUCAAACACCAGUUAAUAACUUUAAGGAAACAGAUCCAUAAUGUUAUAAUAAGUGCUCAUUAGCCUCAAAAAGGUUACCAAUACAUCCACAACCAAAGUAGAGUAAAUGUUAUAAGUUAACAAACACUCACACAACCUGCACAUAUGAGAUUGGAUUACUUUAAGAUUAAUUUAUUCUGCUUUAUAACAUAUAUUUUGAAGUAUGACCCAGUAAGGGUACCUUGACCCUGUUAAAUAUCAAAAGUUUGGGUUGUUAAAUGUUCUCUUUGUCUGCGUCAUAAGGCCAUAACAUUCAGUAGUUCACUGGGUUGUAGUUGACGUUAGCUGGGGGGACAGUUGCCAGGCUGACAUGCGGAGAAGUUCAACACCUCCUAGACAGCCUGUGGGGCAUCAAACCACCGCUGCUGGGGUGACUCGCUCUCCACCAUAUGGUGCCAUGCUGCUGUGACCCCACCUGUCUGCUCCAUCUCUAGACUGGGCCUGAUGCAGACACACAAAAAAAAUCGCAGCAAAUUAAAGGCUAAACUCAACAAUCUCUGACGCUUUCUUUCUACAAACGGGAGUUUGUCACUGAGUACACAGAGCAUUUUUCACUUCUAAUGGGAUUACUGGGAUAUCUGUCAUCUCAGGAGGAGGCUGCCACUCACACCAUGACUUCCUCGAGACAGGCAUCCCAGCGACUUGAUAAUGGCGUCAUCCCGCCUGUGCGAAUUUAAAAAACUCCCUGAAUGUGCAUAUUGUUGCUGCAGGGCACACUUGUAUGAUGAGUCUAAUCCCUUGUCAUCUCAUGUCGAAAGAAACAAAAGGUGCAAAACUCAGCCACUGAGGAUCAGUGCAUGUGUGCGUGUGUAUGACGGUGUACAUAAGCCCAUUUCUGCCAUUCCCACUCGGGCUCCUAAUCCCAGAAGAUCAAGUGGAACCGGGCUGGGAGUGAGGCUGGGUGGGAGCCAGCACAAGGCUUUCAGUGAGGUUGACUCACACCGUAAUCACUACUGCUUUACAACCACCUUACGUCACGCCUCUGUAACCUUUUCUUGACUUGGGCUCAAACAACCGUCAUAGUUUCAGUCAAAUACCAAAGUUUGAUUUUCACAAGCACACUUCCUCUUUUUUUUCUUAUCACCAUUUACACCUGCGUUGUCUACUUUUUCACAUCUGUCUUUAAGCAUAUAACCCCCCUUAUGACAACUAAACAGAUGUUCACUUAAAGAGGAAAAAUAUCCUGUCAGGUUGGUGUGUUGCCAUGCAUGAAAAAUUUACAGUGAACAUCUGUGAGAAAGCUUUGCAUGCACUUAUGUGUCAUAUAUGUGCAGUAUGGACCUCAACUGUUAAUUUUCACAGAACAGAAAGACAUCCAUCAAAGCUGAGAAGGUAAUAAAAUUAAGCCAGGCAGUAUGACCUCAAACCUCUUUUUAAAUCAGGACCUGUGAGUAAUGAGUAAUGUUUGAUGCUUUGUGCUCUUACUUGAAACCAGUUGAUUGCAACCUCUUGUAAAUAUAAAAUUAUCCUGUAAUGUCGCAAAUGUAAGUGCCGACAUUUGCAGAGACAGCUGCCAUUUCAGAGUCCUACGUCAGCGUUUAAUCAUUUUUACACAACACAUUUUAUAAAACACUUUUUUGUCCCCACCUCUGGUUUCUUUUUAGAGAAAGUGCAUUUAUCUAACAGCCCCAAUUAAGUCGCCUGAUGGUGUGCUGUGGAUGAAUCCAGCAAGAAAUUUAGACAUUUCUGUGAUUUGCUAUCUUGCAUGGCAGCAAUUACUGAAGUGGCAACUCAGUGUCUGCUGCUGUCUGUUGACUGUUUGCUGGAUUAACAGCUGAUGAUGAAGGUCUUAGGUAAUCUUAGCAUUAUUUAAAAAAUAGGUAUUAGCCUGAUUGUACAAUGGAGGAAUGGAGGGGAAAUGUAAUUAUCAACCACAUAUUUGUGAUAAAGAGCUGUGUAGUAUAACGUAACUUCAUGGUGUUGGUGACCUCAGUCAGUUCACAGCUGCAGUAAUUUGUCACAGACUAGUCGCAAGAGGAAACAGUUCCUGUUUUAUGAAGUUUUCAUUUAGCAUGCAUUUUCCUUUACUUUUUUAUACUGGUCUGUCAAUGUCAAUGUAACGUUUAUUUAUAUAGCACAUUUAUAGGACAGGCCAGACAAAGUGCUUUACAGGAGAAAAACAUAAAAUGAUAAAAGCUACAAGUAUGGCAACAUUAAAAGGGAAACAUACGAUAACAACAAUAAAAGAGAAGCGUACGCGAGUAAAAGAAAGUGACAACUUAACCAAAAGUUAGCAUAAACAGGUAGGUUUUAAGGUGCAUCUGUAAUGAUUAUAUACACUGAGCAUCGCAGCUACUAAAGGAACGUUAAAGGGAUAUUCCGGCGUAAAUUUAGGUCAUGGUCAAAGACACCGUAACACUGAGUUAGUCACCCCCUCAAGAGAUGAAUGUUGCCAACUGCUUGCUUCUCUUGUUACACCAACUUCAGCAACGACUGCACGAUAGCAAUACACAGCGGUCUGUGAAAACAAAGUAAAUACCGGGGGGGGGGGCGGCUUUGGGAUCUUCUGGACCCUGUAACCUUUCUGCUCGACAGGUAAACCGCUUCAACAAAGUAAACCAAGUUUGGGGUUUUUUUUUGUUUUUUUGAGGGAGGUCAUGGAGUUUCACAAAUAUGAGCUGAAGGGAUGCUUGUACAACUUGACACAACUUUUACUACUUUUUUUUACUCAAAAAAAAGCCACUUACGGAAACGUGGCUGCCAAUUUGCACCUACGUCCUCUCCGACCACCACACUACACUCACAAUCAUACACCAAUGGAGGACACACACUGGGAGCAAGGCUGGUUAAGUGUCUUGCCCAAGGACACAAUGGAUAGACAGGGGAGAAUCCAACUGCCAACCUUCCAGUUAUUGGACGACCGCUCUACCUCCUGAGUUACUGUGCCAAGCAGAUGGGUGCAAAAUUGGAAAAAGGGCUCAUGGGUUUUUCUUUAAUUAUUCAAUGAUAUCUUAGAAACAUACUACAGUGUCCAGACUUAAACCGAACUUUGCUGAAGAGUAAAUCUUGUUGCAGUGAUGGUUGAGUUUUGGUUAGCGCAAGAUUUUAAGUUCUGCAGAUUUUGUUGGCAACAACAAAUUGUUAAAUCAACAGCUGUGCAAAAAGUUGAGUGAGUACAUUAGUGGCAGCACAGCAGUGAUGUUAAAUCAAUGUAUGAUCAACGAUGCACAAGCUAACUUGCCAUUAGUUGAAGCUCAAACACUGAUACCUGCUGUUGUGUUGAUACAGUAUGAAUAAUGUAAUUUCAUCACACAGCUAACAAUGUUAUUAGUUCAAUACUUUUGCCGCCAGUGAGCUCCAGUACCUUGAGCAUGCUGAGACUAAAUUGUCAGAGCUGGCACCCUGCAGCCUGCCAACAGCACCAAUCUGUCUCUCAAGCUGAUCAUGCCUCUAAUUAUGCAAAUUGUGAGGCUUAGGAAUUAUUUUGCAUUUAUGUGAAGUACAUAAAAGGUUGAGCAUGGGUUCAGUAAAUAAUGAAUGUAGAGACAAGCUACAGAGAUCAAAAGUAUCGUAUAAAUAUGGCAUACGGGAUUGACAAGAUUUUGAUGCAAGACUCUAGUGGACACUUCAGGAACUGCUUGGUUGGCUUCAGUUUACAGCCUUGGAAGUUGCUGUUUUGUACAGACCAAGAGGAUAACACUGAUCAGGUUUUUUUAUGCCCACACAAUCUUAAGAAGGUGGUUGUUGAAGUAAAGUGACCAGUUUGUUUUUCUUCUACCAAUGUCUUCUAACGGGCAUGAGUUAAUUUUCUCUUGGUUUGUUACAGGUCAGUUUAAUUAAUCUUCCCUGUUGGUAUCAUGCAUGUUAAAGUACUAACAUUGAACUUACUGAGGGUGACUACACUGUCUUAGAUUUAUCUGUCUCAGUUGAAUGUGGCAGCUGCUCAGUUGUCCUGCAGCCAUCACUGUAGCUUUGUUAAAGUUCAAUAUUCCUUACUGUCAAAUGAAGCCAAGGAGGAAUUAUUUCACCGGCUGUGCUAAUACAAGAAUAAUAAUCAAUCACAAAAAUAUUCUUAUCCUUUACCCUUAUAUUACAUUAAAUCCCACUAAACCUUCCAAAGUAGGCUUGAAAUAUCUACAUGAAAUGGAGGCUGAGUUACACCACUCUGGUUGGGUCGGUAGGUACCGGAUUGAUCACUUGUCAAAUGACUCAGAUGAUUAUGAACUUCUUUGUAUCAAACAAUUUUCAAAGCAUGAAUCUAAGCCCUGAUCAUCAACAUAAGAAUAAAGGAUUUGGUUCAUGGUCUAACAGAUUAUUUUGGACUCUCACUCUCAAUAGCUGGAGUUUUUGCUCAUCUGUGUUUUAAGGACCCAGAACCUUUUCUCACUCUUCUCUGUGUGACUCAGCUGUCUGAUAACGUCAUCGCAUGAAGGUUGUAGUCUCCUUCACUCAGUUGUAUGAAUUUCAGGAGCUAGUGUGAUUGUGUAUAAUUCACAUCUUCUUGGAUUUAAACUUCCUGCUGUGCUCUUUGCUGGAUCACCUGUAGUCGGAGCUCAGCGGUAAUCCAUGAAAAACUGAGCGAGACCUGAGCUGGGAACAGAUCGCAUGUGUGUGAAUAUCUUAAGCCAAAGAUAUAAUUUCAUGUCGAAACAUGCUGGUUAGGCAAAUUCAUUCUUCUUAUUAAAUUUCACAGAGAUUACAGUUCUGAUCGUAUUCACUGUGCUACAUUUCAAUCUUUUCAGCGGUGGCAGCUUUGAAGUUAGGGGGAGAUUUGAAAAGGAGCCAGGUACAGGCUAAGAGGGCGUCUCUAAGCCUGUGACAAAAAAGACACUGAGACGAGCUCUGUCUCUCCUGAUCCACAGGGACUGAAAAAGUAGGCCAGGCCCGGUGUCAGACUGCUGCGAGGAUCAGGACUGAAGUUGUUGACUUGUAAUCAAAGUUCCUUUUCACACUUUGAGUGUCAAGAAUCUCACAGAGUCUGAGACAGCUUUGAAAUACUCCUCUCAAACACUCAUAUAGGUCCUGCUUUUCAACAGUGAGACUUUCCAGCUGAACACUGUGUCUUAUGGUGUCAUCCAGAAGCAUCCAGGCUUCUUAUAAGUCAUCCUUUCUGGAGAUGGAAGUUGAACUAUUAAACCGCCUUACCCAUCAAACCCACAAACACAGGCACAUGAGAGGAAUUUGCACGGAAAAUCCUAUAGGGGGGCUAAUAAGCAUGAGACACUGAUAUUAUAAACUCAGCUUGCGUGUACUACAGACACAUGAGUCACGACAGAAUAUUAUGGUGAUGCAACUGGACAAGAAAUUUCUAAAUUUAGGAUGCCAUGCCUAGUUCUUAAAUGUAAGCGGCAGGGAAUGUUUACAAGAGCAUUUAAAGUCCAUGGAGGAUGCACAUACUCCUCCUCUUACAGUCUCCUCUCAUCUGUUUUAUAAAGAUCACUUUCAUGGUCCUCAUAUACCCUACAAGAGAAGACUGCAGGCAUCAUUUCUGCGUGGUUAAGUCAAUAAACAGAACUCACGCCGUGGGUUAACAGACAGCCAUUUGACUAAUUCGCAAUUAUGAAGCUCUUUCAUUGUGUACGCACUGUAAUUUCGGCUUCAGCGCGCAGAUGACCCUGAGACACCGAGGCACCAAAAACCGCCAGGAGACACUGGGACUCGUCACGUGUUGUUUGUCCCUCGCAGAGCCCUGCCUGACUCCAUCGUGAGUUAUAAUCAGACGGCGAAUCACGGGAGCAGCCCACGCUGCCGACGCGCGCCUUGCGAGCGCACACCCAGUCCGGCGGUGCCUGGGAUUGGGCGGAGGGAGUGGUGGCUGCGGACGGAGUCACAGGAUUGGUAGAGUUCAGCGCCAAACUUGUUGACUCAUAACUGAGCAGCUCCUCUCCAUUCUUCACGGCGCGGAGCUGUCCACGGCCAGUGGUGCUGAAAGUGCCAGAUUUCGACGCGCCGCUGGAAUAAUUCAGACUUUUUUUUUACGGUUUAAUUUCUCACUCACAGAUUUUUAGAGCUAAAUGCGCUUGUGCAAGACUUCGAGGCGGUUUUCCUAAGCGUAACUUGACGGAUAUUUCCCCGCUGUCACCGCUCUUUCGAAGGGCGCACAAAGCCUUCAACUUCUCCCUCGAUAUAGUAGAGGAAUCUCCACUUCGAAGCCAUGGCUUUCAUGGUCAAACACAUGGUCGGGGGACAGCUGAAGAACCUGACAGGCGGACUGACGGAGGAGAAACCUGAAGGGGAGAAAUCAGACGCGGCGGCGCAGGGGAUGACUCAAGAAGAAUUCGAACAGUAUCAGCAACAGUUAGAGGAGGAAAAGUAAGGCAAUGAUUGAAGCUUUUGGUUGCAAAGUUUAAAAAACAAAGCCUGUAGUAGUGGUUGAGGGCGCAAUGGAGGCAUGGCAUCCUAAAACAGCGUGUUUUCGUGUGUAAAUAGCAGAGCGCUCCCAGUGCGCCGCGCGUUAUUUUACGCAUCAGUGCAAUAACACGAGCGCUCCUCACACAGCUGCUCCUCUCGCCCUGGGAGCUCUGCGUUUCUCAGCUUCAGCAAACUGUGUAGUUCCGAUUUUAAUUUGGAAUUCCUGGAAUCGUUCUUCCAUUGACAUGUGUGCAGGAUUUCAAUGCCUGGAGCAAAACAUGUGCCUAUUGCUGUGCGUGCCACUGACUAAUAGGUCAGAGUGAGAGCUAAAUAAAGAGGGUAAAUUCAAAACACCAAUAUGGAUAAUUUCAUUGGGAGAACAACUAAUGAUUGAGACCAGUUUAGCAGUAACUCUCCUGUAUGACAUGGCUUGAUGUAAUUGGGCGUAUUCUCUUCUAGACUUUGAUCAUCCAUACAUGAGUCACAUCGCGAGGUUAAUUCACAUCAUAUAAAUGCAUGAUGGCGUGAAAAGUUUAAUUGAUGGUCUUGAGAACUGUCUAGCCUCAAAAAUAUACCCUACUUUGUUAUCUCAUCGACAUUUUAUUAGCAUUUUUCUCUUGUAUUCACAGAUGAUGUGUUUAUAAUCAUUACUUUCCAUGCUGGCUUUUAUUGGUGAGCUACUUGCUGAGCAUAAUCUGCUAAAUGCAAUUCUCCCGAUGCUAAUUUCACUCAUUUGCAUGUUUGUGAUGGUGUUCAUGUCCCCAAGCCACUUGAGGACAAUACAUGUUAAGAGCAAGGUCAAUUUGCAAACCAGAGUUCACCCAGGAGACAGAAACUCACUCCUGGUUAGUUUGAGGGUUCCCUCGGAGCAGGACUUCAAAUAUUCAGAUAUUCAGAAAUGCUGUGUCCUGGUCUUAGAGUAGGAUACUUUGGAUUAAUAGCCAUGUUGUCUUUGCAAAUAUAAAGAAAGAGUUCAACAUUUUUCCCCAGUCGUGGCUCAUUCUUGAAGCAAAAUCCCUUUGACGACACACACAGUGUCAUAUGCAGACACUGCGUGGAGAGUGGAGUCCUAAUUUGGGAAGUAUUGACGCUCAUCUCUUCUCUGAGCUCUACAGGAGGCAGUUCGGAUGCCUGACGCUCUGCCUUCAUGAUGUGACCUUCAGUGGAAGUGAAUUAUUAGUCAGAGGUGCUAAAUAGAAGCAUAGAUCACCCAGAAAGCCUUCCUGCUCACAUUAAAGCAGAAUAAGGUUGGAGCGGGGGCUGGGAUCCUCUGACAUGUCACAUGUAGGCAUUUUAUCACCCUCAGCACCCAGGCCACAGUGACAACCCUGGUCAUCUGAUGCCCUUGAGAGGGGAAGACACACAGCUCUCCUCAUUGGCUGCAAGUGAGCUCUGCACGGGCCUGUGUGCCAUUUGGUGUCUGGUCUGCUCAUGCUAAUUCAAAGUGAGCCCAGGCUUGCACGGACAGCCCCCUGAAUGCAGCAUCUCCUGAUAAAACGACCUUCCUUUGACACAUUGGGUGCAAACACUUUGUAAAAGACGCCCGUGGUCGUCCAGUGUCCCUCUGACUUUAGAUUACGCUGCUGAUUUGAUCCUUCUAGGCGUACGAUGCAACCUCUGCCACUCUAGCUUUGGAGACCCAUGGUGGUGAUUUAGUUUUAAGCACUGGCUGUAUUUCACUGGCUCCAUUAAAAGUGGCCUUUAGUUUGUUAGGCAUUAAAUUAUGUUGUAGGCUCAUGAUGUUCGAGGCAUUUCAGCAAAUUUAGCAAUUUAUGAGGGGCAUUUUUGAAGUUGACAGAAGCCAUAAAUAUUCCAGUGAUGUUUGAGUGGAGGGAACACUGCCAGCAGCCUGAUGCCUGCCCUCUGCUGGAGGCUUCACACACUGUAGGCUAAAUGUUGACAAGAGCCUAAAAAGACAACGGGCUCACCAAAAAAACAUCGAAAUCUCCCAAAACAGAGAUGUUUAAAUUUAGAAAACGCCUCGGAGUCACUCUUUGUUUUAGCUGCUCCAAGGACAAUGUUUAACUUUGAGGUCCAGGCAAACCAUGUUUGAAAUCAAAAGACACUCAAAGUUUUGCAAGGAUUCUGCUUUGAUGAAGGCUUCCAGACUUAAAAAGGUGAAAUCACUCCAGGAAUCAGAUAUUUGAAUGCAGGUGGAAAGGCAAACUGCAACGCUGUACAGCUAAAUAUUGUAAAAUCCAGGACAGGAUGAGCUGACAGAUGUGAAAGUGGGGGAGUGGCAGUGGUUGCGGUUAGUAGGUUACCUCUUGCAUCCAGAAGAAAUGAUCCCCUCAGGGGAGCGCAGGACUAGCAAGAUGCAGUAGAUCCACUCAUCAUAAGAAGGGCAUCUCUUCUUGCUUCAUAUCCCCCCUUUGGCAUUGCUGCUGCCCCGCCUCCUGCUGGCUCCACACUCUGUAGUUAGCGUAAAGAGAGGGUGAUGCUGAGCUCUGAGGCCUCUAAUGUUCAGGUUACUCUAAUUAAAGCACCAAUGAAGAGUUUUUGACAUCAAAGAUAUAGAUUAAAAUGUGUAUUUAUGUCUUUUUAUGAUACUCAAUAGCAAAUAAAGCCAUAAGUGACCAAAUUUAAGAUUUUUAUACCCUAAUUUUUAUUGCCUGAGGGGGUAAGGUGUCAGGCUCACAGCAAAAGAAACCGCCCUGUUUUUACGAUGCACACAAAACAUUCACAGUGAUUUUUUUUAUCUUCAAAAGGCAAGAUGUGCAAAGAAUGCUUUAUCCACAGGGGGCGCCAAAAUUUACACAAACCAAAGUUCCUCACAGGAAUAACUAAAGCUGGUUGAAUUAAGGUUGAUUUAAAACAUGCAGUGUGAUUUUAGUAGUUAGGUUAAAAUCUCUUAAAAUGUGUGAGCUGUUACGCUUGUAGUCCUCAUCCAAAGCUUCCCAGGGUUGCUUUCCUUGCUAGAGUUUGCCUUAACUACAUCCAGUAAUACUGAACUAAUUUCCUCCCUUUCUUGCAGACAAGAACGAGAAGCCAAUUUUGCCCAGAAGAAAGCUGAGAGAGCCACAGUGAGGAGUCACUUCCGGGACAAGUACAGACUACCAAAGGUAACCUAGUAUAGCUCUGCUCUGAGAGAGGAAAGUACAUCAAAUGAACAAGUCUGCAACAACAAAACAUCUCGUAUAAAACCACAAUGCUCACAGAUGACAAUUCUUCUAUAGCUCACGGUCAGAUUUAGACUUUGGCUCUGAAUUGUUCUCCUCUCCUGUGUCCUGUUGGGUGUGUCUGCAUCAGAAUGAGCUGGAUGAGACCCAAAUCCAGCAGGCGGGGGAUGACGUGGUGUUGCCCACAGAGCUGGCCAAGAUGAUCGCUGAGGACAACCAGGAGGAGGCGCAUAAGCAGUCAGUGCUGGGCCAGCUGUCCAACAUCCAGAACUUAGACGUCGAUCAGCUGAAAGACAAAGCUCAGGCCACACUGGAAGACCUCAAAAAGCAGACGGAGAAUUGCAGCCUUAUGUGAUCUCCCAGAAGAUUAGAGUUUUACUUGUACAAAUAUUUUUCAAAGGCAGAGCUGCUCUGUGGGGUAAAAAAAUAUUCUCAUUGCAUGGGUGGAAUGUCAGUUGGCAGAGCCGCAUAAUUACAGUUUUCGUAGCUGUGCAAAGUUAGACAGAGGCCCUUUGGAGAGGAAAGUAUAAGAUGAGGACACUGAUAAUGAAAUCAGGGGCGAGUCUUACAAACUCGAACAGAAGCCCAGCUUUCCAGCAGACCCUCAGAUAUUCUAAAAGUCAUGAAUGUCACUCAUAUUUUUCAUUGACAUUAGCUACCUUACACUCUGAAAUCUGUGGUUCGUUGGCUCCUGCCGUUGAGAUAAAAGCAAUGAGAUGAUUUUUCCUCCAGAGCACCUCUUCCUCUAGGAAAUAUUCCUCUGUUUCUCCUUCGCCUUCCUCCUCCUCUUUUCCUGGCGUGACCAGUGAUAACACAAUAUGAUUCUGCAGCAGAGGUCUCAGGUGUAGGUGUGUGUGUCUGAUGGUUUUCAUUGCUCCCAAACACACAACAGAUGAUCUCACUGAUAAACAAAUGCACAUCAUCACUGAGAUCAGCUGUUUGGUUGGAAUCAAAACACUCACACACACACACACACACACACACACACACAAACAUGAGUGCCACACUCGCUCGUGCAAAGAGGCCGUAUGUGAGUCAUGUGGAAUUUGGGAUAUUUGGACAUUAACUUCAGGAAAACAAAACAAGAGAGUUUGUUUUUGAGGGUGUUUAAAUUCCACGUAUGAAAGCACAAACUCCCAGAAAUGUGCAAUAAUCACUCUGAGGUGGAUUUUUGUCAGAAGUAGCUUACUGAUGUUGACCACCUGGUGCCCUGAUGAACACUUCCUAUGUGCUGCAGUGGUCCUAGUUUUAACCUUCUCCUGGACAAAUCAUAAAAAAAAGCCUUUUUUGCUUCAGCUUUUUCCGUACUUCAGUGUGCCUUCUUUUUGUUUCUGGAUCUCAAACAUUUGUAAGCUACUUUUCUACAAAGAUUCUCCUGAUUAUUUGUUUGUUUGGCAGCAGACUUUUUACUUUGAGUUUUACAAAAAGCAACAAAGGCAGAGGUUUUGUUUUGCCUCUGGUAGGGAUAGAUAUAUUGCAUUUUGUACAGUAAUGAAGCUCUAAGUGGACAUCCUUUCUUGUUUUUACCACAACUCCCUGAGUUCAUUUUGGUUUUUUCAGCUGAGAUCUUGACUUCUCUGGGAUCAUCAUUUAUAUACCAAGAGUUUAAAGCACAAAAUUAGGUUUGUUAGCAAAGAGGUGAACUUAGAUCUCAGGUAAUCUGUUGAUAUUCUCUUACAAAUUAACAAAUGUCAAUGUAACGUAAAGGUUAAACAUACUAAAAGUUUUACGGUAAAAACACAGAGGGUUCCCCAGAUCCAAGUCCAGCCAAAAACUUUAUAUCCAUAGAGAUUAAUGGAUUACUUCAGAUCUACAAAGACUAUAUGCUUCUGUUCAAGUUGUCUGUGAUCCAUCUUACUACUUAUCCGUCUACUUUCUCAGCGUAGAUACUUCGAGUAAUGGGAAAUGUGGCUCUGUUGAGAGAUUCAGAUUAUUUUGCUUAGCAACAAUCGAACAGCUUCUUGUAACAUCCUUCAUGUACAAGAAACAGGUUUUUUGAGCCGAGCCCUUUGUGAUGGACGUACCACCAGGCUCACCUGCUGAGCAUUCAAACUGUCUGCUGCCAUAGCGCUGUGUUCCUGCAGUGAAGUCAGUUCAAGUGAAAAUUAUGUUUGAUAAACUGAAUUUAUCAGAUGUUCACGAUUAUCAAUAAUUAUUUAACCAUUUAACUAGGGCGACCAUAUUCUAAAUCCCCCAAAAAAGGGAAACGACUAUGCAGGGGGUGGAGUCACAGAAUUUCGCAUAGUUAAUUUUGAGAGUUUUUCAGGUCGGAUCGAUUGUCUUUUACGCGCUUCUAACUCAGUAAGUCCAGGCGACACAAACUUGAAACUUCCAUACAAAACUCCAGACAUUUGAAGGAUGUUAUAAACUUCCCCAGACAAAGUUGGACAGCCCCCCCAAAAGAGGACAUGUCCAGAUAAAAGAGGACGUAUGGUUUCCCUACAUUUAACAGAUAAACCAAUUAACAAUUUACCGAUAAAUGGACGUGUGUCUAGCGUUGCUCGUUAGUGUUGGCAUGGAGUUGAUUAUAUGACGUGGUGUGUGUCCACUUAGGGCUUCUAUAGCUAAGUGUGUGCAAUAACUCCAAACAUUAAAUUAGGAUUGAGAGCAUAUCAGUGGCUUUGGCUGCGCUCAGAUGUUAAUAACUUUAGGAGCUGCUCAGAUGAGAGGAGAGUAAAUGCUUUAGAAAUUGUAAGCCAAAGCCUGUGUAGAAAAACUUAGAGGUACAUACAAGGAAAAGGCACAAAUAUCUGUGUAAACUGUGUAACCGCAGUGUGAUUAUAAGUCCUCAUUAUGUUGUAUAGGAUGUAAAUGUAUCUGCUGUGCGCCUGUACUGUCAACAGCAGCUCAUCUGUUUUCAUCAGCUCGCUGCGUCUUGAGUGUCGUCGACCGUCACAUGACCUCUGACCUGUCCUCCAUCUCAUUGAUCCCUGCGUCUCGGUGGUGCUGUUUUGUGCUGGUGGAGUCGUGUUGCUUAUCUGAUGUGAUAUUUCUAGUGGUGUCUUUGUAAAAAAAAAAAUAAUAAUGAUAACCUCAUACUGUGGCUGGGCCUCCUGGUGGUAGAGUAACACAGCACACAGUCUGGCUGUGUAUUCUGUCUAUGUUGUUUUCGAACAAGGAACGAGCGAAGGAAUCAAAAGGGGAUGUUGUCGAUGUUGUGUUGAAUCCAUAUUCGCUACACUUUGCCAGUGUUUGGUUUCAGUAUUUGAAAGUGAUGUCAGCUUUUAUCUAUUUUCCGUCCCCUCUUUGAUUAACGUAAUACUCAACUGCCAAAACCAUUUUUUCUUUGACAUCUCUGCUCAUAAGUCUUAAUUUUACAUGUUUUAUUUUAGAGGAAAUGUGGAGACGAAGCUAGAGUGUUUCCUUAAAGCUGAGUGAUAAUGUCUUUUUUUGUGUGCCAAACUACUGCUGAAGAAAUACUAAAGCAACAGCUACAUAUAUUCAGUGCAGUGGUAAUCGUCAUGUGAUAGAUAAUCUGUAUCGUUAUAACUUUACAAUAAUAGAAAGCAGAGGAGAAGUUGCAAUAAGUCCUUUUAUAAUAGAGGUCAUAAUAAAAUCUGUCAUGUUUGAUCAUGACAGAGUAUCUAUGGGUGGAAUAGAAGCCAUAUUGUGAACUGCCAUGUAUGAGUGUGUGCGACUCCAAAUAAUAAUUCAACAACCCAAUAAUAAUAAUAAUAAUUAUUCUAACAGUAUUAUAACUGAACUGGUGUAACAUUGUGUGUUGUCAUCCUGUUAAUCUCAUUAUUUUGGGAUAUGGCUGUCAUGACUCGCAGUUAUUCCUGCUUCUUUGUCUGCUUUUUGUUUUUUAGUCUUCAAAAUACUUCUGUCUCUGAAAGUAUUUCAGUGAUUUUUCAGUUGUAACUGCAAUAAACUGAUUUUUAGAAAAAUGAACUCCUCUGUGUUGUGGGAUUUAUUCAUAGGGCUGCUACUUUUGAUGAGCACGAAGUGGUGUCUCUGCGGUCUCGCGCAUGCAGCAGUCAGACCACUAGGGGGAGACAAAAAUAUACUCAGCCACAUAGGCACCACAGAGGAUGGCUGCAGAUUAAGAUUCAUAGUCCCUGAUUGGUGAUUCAACACUGGACCGUUUUGAUCACAUAUUGUUUAAAGAUGGUUUGUGUAAAAAUAUUGAUGAAGAAGAAUUAGAAAGAUAAUCCAUAUGGAGAAGCAAGCUCAAUAGACAAACUUUUUAUACUGUUCAGUCUUUUCAGUUCAAAGUUUAACCGCUGAACACAGAGUAAGUGAUUUUAUUGUAAGGAUUGCCGAUUAUUUUUUAAUGAGGGAAACUCUCAAUAGGAUGGGAUAUAAUUGAAUAUAAGAAAAUUUAAAAAGGUUCAAAUUAUUCAUUUCAUAAACUUUUAGCAUGACUCAAGAUGUAGAAUAUGAAUCAUGUGGCUGCGGUAGAGCAAUAGUGCUCUCCCCUGUGUCCAUUAGGGACGCACUGAUCUGAUAUUUGAUAUUGGUAUCAGUCCUGAUACUGAAGAAAAUUCUACAUUGGAUAUCAUGACAAUGGACCCGGUGCACAAGGGCCGAUCUAUUCUGUCUAACUUCAUGCUAUGCGCCGUGAGUGUCAUCCACAAGUAAACACGCUGAGCCGUUGCCCACACUGUUUUUAAAAUGGAGCAAGCAAAGGGGUUUGCUAUCUUGACCUUUAUCACAAUACCUCAGCCUACAAGCUCAAC